Molecule: messenger RNA, 4898 nt
Organism: Labeo rohita (rohu)
Lineage: Eukaryota; Metazoa; Chordata; Actinopteri; Cypriniformes; Cyprinidae
Product: kelch repeat and BTB domain-containing protein 11
Exons: 2
Coding region: 797-2944 (715 amino acids)
Molecular function (GO): protein binding
Source: RefSeq, a predicted model, not a curated record
CGGCGCGCUGCGCGUCUCGCGUCGAGUGUGCAGGAACGCGCGCUUACCGCGGAUUUGAUCAGCAGCUCUAAUGUGUAGAGGGUGAAUACAAACGGGGGUGUGGUUUAGAUCAAUAACUACCUCAGCCUACAAUAAAAUAAAAAAUACUGCAAAGCACUCCGAGGGCAGAGAGGCGGUGUCGGAUCAGAUCCGGAGCACAGGGUCGCUUCUGUGGAAUAUAUUUCGUUUUAUUCGCUUUAUUGAGAUAAUGACACUUUGUGGACGCCGAUUCUCCAGUCGAGGCUUUCAGACGCAUACAGUUGGUCGAGGAUGAGGAGGAGGAAGAGAAGUUCUCCGUGAACUGGCGUUUUAUCACACUAUGGGAUGGAUAGUACAUUUCUGUGAAUGGUUAAGUGGUCUGAAUUUGGAAAACUCAACCCUCAUAGACUAACGUGUAGGUUCCCUGCAGCGCGGUGUAUUUAGAUCUACAGUCAUUGACUUACAUAAGAGCGCUUUGUGUGAGGAAUUGCGCAAAGAAAUCCCAACGUUUAACGCGUGAAGGAAUGGACCCAGAGCUGUGAACAUAGAGGACAAAGGAUCUUCUCUUGAUAUAGAAAAAGUGUUUAUUUUUAUUGUUAACCUGGAUGAAAUGUACACUGAUGGAACAUACAGCAAAGGACACACCUAGCAAUGUUGUCUCUGAAAGAUCAUUACCCUAGUAAUUAGGAUCUGCCAGUCAUCCCUGAGGCUCACUGGGAUUAAUUUAGCUCUACUGUUGGAAAAAGGAGAAACUUCGGAGUUGCUCUGAAAGCACUAAAUGAGUGACACAAGGUGUACCACCACUACAAAAGGCGUACACAACACUCUGCAAGACAGAAACAUGUUCACAGUACAAGCAGAUGUCAUAUUUCAUGCAGCAAAUCCUGACUCUCCAGAAUCACCUAUCCCAGGUGAAGGGAAUAACAACAAUGUCCCAUCUAUGGGGAAAACAGGCAUCCCCAGCAUGGAAAUAUUGCAGGGUCUCCCAGGUACAUGGGACACGUCAGAAUCAGGAGGAUUAACUGAUAGGAGUUUGGGAAACUAUGGCACAGUGACAGGUGCAGAAUACGCACAAGAUGCUGUCUCUAGUGACAGUGGAUUUCAAGAGCACAUACAGCCUCUGGACUCAUCGAGAGCACAAAAUCUGGACCUCAGUUUGAGAAAUACGAGUGAAGCUUCAAGUCAAGGAAACGUUAGAGAAGAAAUGAAUGGAACAAAGGUAGCUUCCAGUUUCAGACCAGACAACAAGGAGGAAAUUGACAAAUUGUCCAAUGUCCUAAGAGACGGUGAGGUGGCUCAGAAUCAGUUCGACAUUAAAAAUGUCUCCUCCACAUCAAAGGACAGAAAUAAUUCCUAUCCAAGCUCUCAAGAAACGAGGUCACUUGAAAAAACCCUGGGAUGCUUUAUAAGUUCCUCUGAAGGAGCAGAUCAUACCCGCUACAGAACAUCGUUUGGACAGACUGGGCUGGAAUCGAGCCCAGGGCUAAAGCAAACUGGAUCUGCAGUACGAGAAGCUCUGUCUGCAAAAGAAGAGCCGAAUUUAGUCAUAGAGGUGGGUGGACAGAAAAUACAAGCACACAAAUCAGUCCUAGCUGAAAAAAGUGAUUAUUUCAAGGCUAGGCUUUCUCGAGACAUCCUGAAGGUGAAAGGAAUGAGCUAUAAGACCUUAUCAGUGCUUGUAGAUUAUGUUUACUCCUCCCAGAUGAAUGUAAGCAAAGACAACAUUGUGGAUGUCAUCACAGGAGCAAAGAUCCUGCAGAUGCCCUGUGCGGUACAAGCCGCUAUCGACACCAUAUCCACACAGAUCAAGCCCGAGAACUGCUAUGAAAUUCUAACGAUCGCCAAAAAGCAGCGGCUGAAUGAACUGAAAGAAACAGCCUAUCGUUUCAUGAGUGACAACUUUCUCCAAGUUCUGAGAGAUCCGGCAGUCUACGGACGUCUUACAGGCUCAGAGAGAGAUCUUAUACUCCGCAAACGGACGGAGAGCCGCCAAAGUCUGAUGGUGGCGGAAAUCAACGACGUGUUUGAGCGCGUAGGAAGUCGACCGCCCAGCAGAAACAGCAGCCGUCCCCAGAGUCCACUCUCCAUCACGUCUUUCGAGGACAAUCACAUGAUCUACUACUAUAAUAAAAGCACUAAAGACUGGCACACCCUGACCGUCAUGCCCGAAGACAUCAACACCAGAGGCUGCGGUAUCUGUACCAUGUACAACUACUUGUUUGUGGCUGGCGGGAUCAGGGGGACUGGGGAGAAAAGCAAAGUCUCGGACAAAGUAUUCUGCUACAAUCCCAUCACGGACCGCUGGAGCGAAGUCCGACCAAUGAACCAAGCACGAUCGCAACUUAAACUCGUCUCCAUGGACGGGAACUUGUACGCCAUUGGCGGGGAAUGUCUUUUCACGGUGGAGAAGUAUGACCCUCGAAUGGACCGCUGGACGGCGGUGGCUCCUCUACCUAAAGGAGCAUUUGCGGUGGCCCACGAAGCCACUACGUGUAACGGCGAGCUGUACGUCUCGGGAGGGUCUCUGUUCUAUCGGUUGCUGAAGUACGACCCCAAGAGAGAUGAAUGGCAGGAGUGUCCAUACAACAACAGCAGGAAGAAAUCCACAGACAUGGUGGCUCUCAAGAGCUUCAUCUACCGGUUUGAUGUAAACCGUGAGCAGGGCAUCAGCGUCUUUAAGUACAACACCAUCGUCAAGAUGUGGCACGACUGCGCCUCCCAGCAGCAGGGCUGCACGCUGCCGUUUCGAUGCGCCGUCAUCGAUAAUUGCAUCUACUGUGUGAAUAAAUCUCAGACUCUUCAAUUUAUCGUAGAAGAGGAUGGAGGUCGAUUCAAAGACGAGUCUCUGAAAGCACCUGUGGAGGCCAAAGGGAUCCUGUUCCCCUUCGUUCUCAGCUUGCCUGAGAGAGGUGGAAGAGUUGCAUGAGUAGGAUAUUUCAUCCUUCGGAUGACCCUUCGGAGUCGCUCCAGACCUGGAGAAAGAGAAUGCCUGGUCAAUAUUUAUAGAUUAAACACUAUCUCCAGAGAAGUUCAAGGAGCCAGCACGUAGUGCUUGAAACUGGAAUGUGUUUCUUUGCAUGGUAAAAACAACAUGUGAAACAAAUGUAUGUUUGGCGCCUUAAAACCACAGCUCCACUAUUCAACUUUAGGAGAUGAAGAAGUUGUACAUUUAUAGCUCGUUUGUGCAGUCUCUUCAUUUGUCUUGUGCACUUAGUUUUGGAUAGUAAUUUAGGUUGAACUUUGCUGCUGGAAUUUGCAAAAAACCCCUAAAAAUUCUUUCGUAUAACAGAUAGUUUACACUACACAGACAGCCCUGACCAACAUAAUGAGAACAGAAUGAGAAAGGGUAAAACCCUGAUCCCAUUAAACUCAACAGACUUCUCUGUUGCAGUUGAUCAGCUUCUGUUGGUGUAUUGUGAAUUAGCCUUAAAAUGGCAAUGAAGAGCACAAAUGAACAACUGAAGCACAUGUUAUAAUGUGACCCUGUUUCCUAGUAACAGAUUCUAUGCAAAUAGAUUUUGAAGUAAAAAUUAUACAUUUUUUGAACUACAUCAAAAAGCCUGUAAAAACUAGCUCAAUUCUAGAACUUUUAAUACAGCAGGGGUCAAAAACAAAUGUCCUGAAGCAGCUGAGGGAGAAGCCAUAACCUUUGCUAACAUUAGAGCAACAAUAGGGAAACAUUAAGAGCACAAAGCACUUGACUUCUGUAACUGCUGCUACUCAAAUAUUACUGGAUCACACAGGUGUAAAAUUCAUCCCAGUGCAUCUCGACAGCACACUCAGAAGCUCAGUUAGCUCUGAGAGCCUUUUGGGUGAGAUUUUAGCACUUGCAUUGGGAAAGUCCAGAAGGCAAAAAAAAAAAAAAUAUGCCCGUUUCUUAUUUCUGAAUCAUUGCCAAAGAUAAAAGUUGGUAUUGUGCAGGCAGACAAACAUUGAUUAAAUUACAUUCUCAUAAGCAAUACAUUAUUUGCAAUAUGUAUUAAUCAUCAGUGUUUUAGGAAUUAAUAUCAUACUGUCAAUUAAGUCUGCUGUUUACAAUUACUGAAGACUACAAUUACAGUUCAACACAAUAACGUUUAUCCCUAAUACACACACUUUAGAUUCUCAGACAUCCGAGAUCUUCAACAGAAUGGAAAAAUAGUGUCGUUAUUGUGUUGACUUUUUAAUGGAAUUAUGCCGAACCCAUCAAAUAAUUCAGAACAUUCAUAUGGUCCAUAGCAUGUAACAAGGCAUUUACAAUGUAAUUUAUAACUUGGAUGUUGCAUUCUGUGUAGACGCCAUGUGGUAUUUAGCAUCCAGGAGUAUUUUACCGAGAUAUAAAUGUUCAUGCUUCAGUAUUCCCCUUGACAUUUCUGAACGGAUAAUGUGAGAUGAAUAGGUUUGAGGAUGUGGAUUUUAUUAAUGUUUCUUUAGUGUAAUUCUGCUGAAAUAAACUUAAAGGAAUUUGAAUAUGAAUGUUAGUAUGAUUAUGUCAAACUUGAAUGUUGACUUUAUAUUUUCUGAAUCAACCCCAUGUGCUUUAAUCACUUUUAAUGAAGCUGGACAAACAGCACAAUUCCAGUAAACAUCUAAAUCAAAAUCUGACCAGUAAACCCCUCCUACAUUGCAGUGGAUGGUUCUCUAAGCAUUUAGAAGGGAUAAAACUUCUGUCUGGGUCUUUUUAUUUAAAUAUUGGCUGAUAAUUGGAAAACUCUUCAAACAUUCAGAUUAAAGUGUCUGUGAAACUGGUCAUAUGGUGGUGUGAUUGGGGCAUUGCUUGCUGGUUGCUGAUGUGUAUAAAGCUAGUUUGCUUUUAAAUCAAAUGGCUCUGUGUCAGUUUAACAUCUCACAAACUAAUGUUUUUGUGUUUACAAUAAAAUAUCUUUUGGUUUCCUGAUUCA